GAUCUCUACAACAGCCAAAAGUGUGGGAGAGAAAGGAGAGAGAGAGACAUAACACAACACAACACAGCAAAAGGUUGUCUCUUUUCUUAAUUGCUCUUCUUCUUCUUCUUCUUCUUGUUUCUUGUUGUUCAUGGAAAGUGCAAGAGAGAACUCGUCCUCGCCCACGGGCCAAGGGGUGAAUUUCUCGGCCCCGAGGGGUUUCGGGGCGAAACUCCGAUCGAAGUGCAAGGAAACGUUUUUCUCGGACGAUCCAUUCAAGCCGAUAUCCGAAGAGCCCAACAAUGCGAUCAAGGCGAAGAAGACGUUGGAGUAUUUCGUGCCCAUCUUCGAAUGGUUUCCGAAAUACGAUCUUAAAAAGCUCCGGUACGAUAUCCUCGCCGGUAUCACCAUAACGAGCCUCGCCGUCCCUCAGGGUAUCAGCUAUGCGAAGCUUGCCAACAUCCCUCCCAUCAUCGGUCUUUAUUCGAGUUUCGUACCACCUUUCAUAUACGCGGUGUUCGGGAGUUCGAACAACUUGGCCGUGGGGACGGUGGCCGCAUGCUCACUCCUGCUCGCGGAAACGAUCGGAGAAGUCGCUCCUCAGAAAGAUAAUCCGGAUCUGUACCUUCAUCUGAUCUUCACCGCCACUCUCAUCACCGGAAUCUUCCAAUUCGCCCUAGGGUUCCUCAGGUUGGGGAUAUUGGUGGACUUCUUGUCACACUCGACCAUAACGGGGUUCAUGGGAGGAACAGCGAUCAUAAUUCUGCUUCAACAGCUUAAGGGCAUGCUUGGUCUGGUUCACUUCACUCAGCACACCGACGUCGUUCAUGUCCUUCGUGCUGUCUUCGUCAACCAUAACGAGUGGAAGUGGCAAAGUGCCGUCGCAGGGAUAUGCUUUCUUAUUUUUCUCCAGGCCACUCGAUACAUCAGGAAGUUAAAGCCGAAGCUAUUUUGGGUAUCGGCAAUGGCUCCAAUGGUUGUGGUUCUUGUCGGCUGCUUAGUUGCUUUCCUCGUCAAGGGAGAAAAGCAUGGCAUCCUAACUGUGGGACAUUUGAAGAGAGGACUGAACCCUCCUUCAAUCAAUUUGCUGAACUUCGACAGCAAGUACAUAGGAGCCGUUGUGAAAGCCGGCCUUAUCACUGGCCUCAUCGCCUUAGCGGAAGGUAUCGCGAUCGGGAGAAGUUUCGGGCUGAUGAAGAACGAGCAAAUCGACGGGAACAAAGAGAUGAUUGCCUUUGGUCUCAUGAACGUUAUAGGCUCAUUCACGUCUUGCUACUUGACAACAGGACCCUUCUCAAAGACAGCGGUGAACUACAACGCGGGGACAAGAACCCCGAUGUCGAACAUUGUGAUGGGGUUCUGCAUGAUGCUUGUUCUUCUGUUCUUGGCCCCGAUCUUCAGCUACACGCCUCUUGUCGCCCUCUCGGCCAUCAUCAUGUCGGCUAUGCUCGGUCUUAUCGACUAUGAGGAGAUGUACCACCUCUACAAGGUCGAUAAAUUCGAUUUCCUCGUCUGUAUGACCGCCUUUUUAGGCGUUUCGUUCAUCAGCAUGGACUACGGCCUCCUCAUGUCGGUGGCGGUUUCGAUUGUGAGAUCGCUCUUGUACGUUGCUCGACCCGGGACAUGUAAGCUGGGAAGAAUGCCGAACUCGGUGAUGUAUAGGGACGUCGAGCAAUACCCGGCUGCUGAGCAAAACGCCGGGUUCUUGAUUCUCCAAUUGGGUUCUCCGGUCUAUUUCGCCAACUCUACCUACGUCCGCGAAAGGAUCUUGAGGUGGAUCCGGGAUGAGACCGAACCUGUCGAGUUUCUUCUUCUCGAGCUCUCGGGAGUUUCGACCAUCGACAUGACCGGGAUCGAGACUUUGCUGGAAGUCCGAAGAAUUCUCGGAGCAAGAGGCAUUAAGAUGGCAAUAAUAAAUCCAAGAGUGGAAGUGUUGGAGAAGAUGACAUUGUCUCAUUUCGUUGAGAAGCUUGGCAAAGAGCACAUUUUCUUAUCCGUCGAAGACGCCAUCCAAUCAUGCCGAUUCUCUCUUUCGUCCCUUAAACCGGAACCCUAAUUUCCCUUCUUAGCAAUUUAUCUUUUAAAAUCCGGUUUACUUUGGUGGUCGGUUUAUGUGAGGGGUUAAUAAAUGGGGCUUAAAUCAAAUUUAAAAUGGAAAAGAAAAAGAGAAGAAGCUUGAUUAGCUUUUGGUCCAUUGUGAUGAUGGAGGAGGGUUCUGCUCGGAGACGAAAGCUGCUCGUUCAAAUGGAGGGUUUCAAGUGCCUUAAUUAUUUUUUGUUUCUCUCUAAAGCUUUUGGCACUUUUUUCUCUUUUGUAAUAAAUAUUUCCGGUGUAUCUGGAAUUGAGACUCUGAUUCUCCUUUUUUCUAUUGUCGAAUUCCAUGAUCUUGUAUUCCGAAAAGAAUAUAUAAAAACAAAUUCUUUUUUUUUUAA
Messenger RNA from Tarenaya hassleriana, 2411 nucleotides. RefSeq names its product probable sulfate transporter 3.5. The record is from RefSeq and is a predicted model, not a curated record. Bases 131 to 2035 code for a protein of 634 amino acids. NCBI's taxonomy places the organism in Eukaryota, Viridiplantae, Streptophyta, Magnoliopsida, Brassicales, Cleomaceae. Gene Ontology annotation, molecular function: secondary active sulfate transmembrane transporter activity. Gene Ontology annotation, biological process: transmembrane transport. Gene Ontology annotation, cellular component: membrane. The transcript has 12 exons.